AUGGAGCGGCAUCAACGCAUCGUUACCCAGGUGGCUUCUAAGGUCAAGGGAUAUUUCACACGCAAAGAAUCUUUCAGAAUUAAUCAUGGAUCGACUAACAGCACGCGCCCUUCUCUUAAAAAACGCGUUGUGGACAUCAGCGAGCUACGAAAUGUUCUCAAGGUCGACACCGCAUCGCGGACAGCUCUUGUCGAGCCAAACGUACCCAUGGAUCGCCUAGUGGAAGCCACUCUGCCCCAUGGUCUAGUGCCUCCUGUUGUCAUGGAAUUCCCUGGAAUUACUACAGGAGGCGGCUAUGCGGGAACAGCAGGUGAAAGCAGCUCGUUUCGACAUGGGUUUUUCGAUCGCACGAUCAACUCGGUUGAGAUGGUACUGGCAGACGGCAGAGUUGUCAAAGCCUCACAGCAAGAGAAUAACGACUUGUUUCGUGGCGCAGCAGGUGCUGUGGGAACGCUUGGUGUCACAACACUCAUCGAGCUGCAGUUAAUUCAAGCGAAGCGAUUUGUAAAAACGACUUAUCACCCCACUAGAAGCAUUGCGGAGGCGGUCCGCGAUGUUCGAAAGCAGACUGAAGUCCCCGAGAAUGACUAUGUGGAUGGAAUACUGUUCUCGAAAGACCACGGCGCAAUUGUUACUGGUGAGAUGACUGAUGAUAUACCCGCCGAUCACAAACCCAGGACCUUCUCCAAUCCAUGGGAUCCUUGGUUCUACCUGCACGUUGAAGAGCGCACGAAGAACGCAUUAGCUCCUGUUGUGGAGUAUAUUCCGCUAGCAGAGUACAUGUUUCGGUACGAUAGAGGCGGUUUUUGGGUGGGCCGCUCUGCGUUCAAGUACAUGAAUUUUCCUUUCAACAAGUACACAAGAUGGUUCCUAGACGACUUCCUUCACACGCGGAUGCUUUAUCGCGCAUUGCAUGCGAGUGGCGAAUCGAACAGCUACGUAGUCCAGGACAUGGCACUGCCUUAUCCGAAAGCCGAAAGGUUCAUAAACUAUACCGACGACAAAUUUGGAAUCUGGCCGCUAUGGCUGUGCCCAUUGAAGCAGUCACCGCAGCCCACCAUGCAUCCCCAUACGAAGGGAGACUUGAAAGACGACCAGAUGCUGAACAUUGGACUCUGGGGCUUUGGGCCCAGGAACCGCAAACAAUUCCUUGAAAAGAAUCGCGACUUGGAGAAGCGCUUGGGCGAACUCGGAGGCAUGAAGUGGCUGUACGCACAUACAUACUACAGCGAAGCAGAUUUUUGGAAGCAGUUCGAUCGCGAGUGGCACGAAGGACUACGGAAAAAGUACAACGCGACCACGCUACCUGAGGUCCACGAAAAGGUUCAUGUGGAUAUAGAGAAGCUAGAAGCACAAGCGCAGCAAGACUGGGGUAUGCGACUUCGAUCGAUCUGGCCGCUUGGGGGUUUCUGGGGAUUAUGGAAAUCGAUACAGAGCGGGGACUACCACAUAUCGAGGAAUUCGACUUGGAGGUGGCGGUGA
Molecule: messenger RNA, 1482 nt
Organism: Didymosphaeria variabile
Lineage: Eukaryota; Fungi; Ascomycota; Dothideomycetes; Pleosporales; Didymosphaeriaceae
Exons: 1
Coding region: 1-1482 (493 amino acids)
Biological process (GO): steroid metabolic process
Cellular component (GO): cytoplasm; membrane
Molecular function (GO): FAD binding; Delta24(24-1) sterol reductase activity
Source: RefSeq, a predicted model, not a curated record